AGGGCAGCCCAGGCGGACGCGCUUCGAGGGUCGAGGGCCCGCGCCGUGGGCCGGCGAGGUGCGGGCCCCCCACUCGCCCCCCUUAGGGGACGGCCGACCUUGCACGUCUCCCGCGAACCAGAAAGCACCUCGAACAGUUAGCACCGCGGUGCUCUCCUGUCGCUUCUUGCCCUUCUGGUUUUCAUCAAGUAAAAGCAAAGUUUUAAGACAAGCCAGAAACAGGAGGAAUUUGCUGUCUUCCCCGCCUGGCCAAAUGGAAAGAUGUUAGAGAAGCUACGGCAGUUCAGAGGGUUCCCGUCACCCUGCACACACAUCUCCCAGGGGUUAACGCGAGUGUGAGUUUCGAAGCUUGGGAACCUGCGUCUCCUCUCUCAAAGCGCUUCGAGCGGCGGUGCUGACGGUGGAUGAAGGUCCGCGAGGCGGACGCGCGCCAUGGCCGGGAAGAGACCGUCGGGCCUGGGCCAGCAGCGCUGGCUCCUGGGGCUGCUGGUGGCGGUGGCCGCCGUCCACCUGGUCGCCUGCCCCUACACCAAAGUGGAGGAGAGCUUCAACCUGCAGGCCGUGCACGACCUGCUCUACCACCAGCUGGACGUGCAGAAGUUUGACCAUCUCGAGUUCCCUGGCGUGGUCCCCAGGACGUUCCUCGGGCCCCUGGUGAUCGCGGCGCUCUCCAGCCCCGCGGUGUACGUGCUCUCACUGUUGGAAAUGUCCAAGUUCUAUUCUCAGCUGAUAGUCAGGGCCGUCCUUGGACUUGGCGUGAUUUUUGGACUCUGGACUUUACAAAAAGAAGUGAGGCGGCAGUUUGGGGCCACGGUGGCCACCCUGUUCUGCUGGCUGACGGCCUCACAGUUCCACCUGAUGUUCUACUGCACGCGGACACUCCCGAACGUGCUGGCCCUGCCGGUGGGAAAGCGUAAACGGCCUGCCUCGCGGCCGUGCCUUGCAGUCCUGCUGGCCCUCGCAGCCUGGCUGCAGCAGAAGUGGGCGCGCUUCAUCCGGCUCUCGGCCUUCGCCAUCCUGGUCUUCAGAGCCGAGCUGAGCCUGCUCCUGGGCCCGGCGCUGCUGCUGCCGCUCUGCUGGCGGAAGGUCUCGGUGGCCAGGGCCUUGCGCUGCGCCGUGCCAGCCGGUAUCCUCUGCUUAGGACUGACGGUGGCCGUGGACUCCUAUUUUUGGCGCUGCCUCGUGUGGCCAGAAGGAAAGGUGCUCUGGUACAACACCGUCCUGAAUAAGAGUUCCAACUGGGGCACCUCGCCGCUGCUCUGGUACUUCUACUCGGCGCUGCCCCGCGGCCUGGGCUGCAGCCUGUUCUUCGUGCCCCUGGGCGCCGUGGACAGAAGGGCCCUGGCGCUGCUCCUGCCGGCUCUGGGCUUCGUGGCUCUGUACUCGCUCCUCCCGCACAAGGAGCUGCGCUUCGUCAUGUACGCCUUUCCCCUGCUCAACGUCGUGGCCGCCAGGGGCUGCGCCCGCGUGCUGAAUAAUUACAAGAAGUCUUGGCUGUACAGAGUGGGGUCCCUCCUCGUGAUAGGACAUCUCAUGGUGAAUGCCGCAUACUCGGCCGCGGGCCUGUACGUGUCCCACUUCAACUACCCCGGCGGCGUGGCGAUGCAGAGGCUGCACGAGCUGGUGCCCCCCCGCACAGAGGUCGUGCUGCACAUUGACGUGGCCGCUGCCCAGACAGGAGUCUCCCGGUUUCUGGAAGUCAACAGUGCCUGGAGGUAUGAGAAGACGGAGGACGUGCAGCCCGGCUCAGAUCGCAUGCUGGCCUACACGCACCUCCUCAUGGAGGCCGCCCCCAGGCAGCUGGGCCUCUAUCGGGACACGCACCGGGUCUUGGCCAGCGUCCCAGGCACCACCGGGCUGAGUCUGAACCUGACCAGACUGCCUCCCUUUGACGUGAACCUGCAGACGAAGCUGGUGCUUCUGGAGCGGCUCCUCGGGUCUCCCUGAGGACCACCAUUGUCCUCUAGGAACGCCAGCGCCCCGCCAGCCUCCUGACGGACCAGGCGGGGAGCGCGCAGAGGACCGCUGGUGUGCCCUCACGGGGGCCCGUCCUCAGCCACACCCGGGGUCCCCGCGUCCGCUCUGCCCGCCCCGCGCCACCGCCCGGGUGACGGUGGGCGGGACGUUGCCUCCCGUCCAGACCGAGUGCUGUUCGCAGCAGCGGGCCGUGGACCCGGCCCCGCGGAGCUGCCUCUGGGCCUCGGGUCGUGGCCUCUGCGCCUGAGAGGGGGCAGCGUCUGCGCAGGAGCUCAGCGUGCGGGGCGCGCCCCACCUCCUCGUGGGCUCAGCGUCCCCCUUUCAGAGGAGGCUUUAGGAGGUAAACGUGUUCAGAAAGAACGACAAUAAAACUGCGCGUGCCUCCUCGCCCAUCCUCUGUGCGGCCCGCAGGGACUGCCUGCCCCUGGGCUCCAGCGGCCGGCGCGUUGCCACCGGCUGAGCGGCGUUCAUCGCGUUCCUGCGGAGCGUCCGACUCCGCCGGGCGCGCGUGCGUGGACGGGCAGGCUUUCCUGAGCCGCCCCGGAGCGAGCCGCCCUGAGCGCCACGGGGUCCCGGGAAGGGGGCGGGGGCUCCCCCACCUUUAGGCGCUGUGUGCCCCCCCGAAGCGCCCGCCGGCCGGGUGGCUGCUCCCCGCGCGCCCCGACCGCGCCGCCGCGGUUACCCCUGCUGCGGAGGGCCGCCGGCCGCCGCGCCCGCCCGCCCGCUUCCCGCGCGCGGCUGUUGCUCCUCCGUUAUCUGCGGCUCUCCGUGUUCAGCUGCGGCCCUGCUCCUCAGCCUGCACGCGAGGCCUGCGGCUGCACCUCCACAGGCUGUGAGCCGCCCCGUCGCCUGCCUUGGUGUUCAAGUUGCAGAUUCACCUGGGGAGCCGGUCAAGACGUGCUGUCCCAGCCACGUGCGCUGUCGUUAAUGUUUUGAGCGCUUCCCCGCUUCCUGGCGUAAGGCGUCCCCCCCAGGCUCCUCGAGCCUCUGUGUCUGCCCCGGCGUCGGCUGCUCAGAGGGCCCAGGCUCCUUCCGGCAGGGGCUGGCUUUAGAGACGAGGUCUGGGUGCAGGGUGCUCAUUGCCACCAGCAUGCCUGUGUUCCUAGGCCCCGUCUGCAGAGAGAGCGAGGCCAGGCACGCCUGCAUGUGCGCACACGAGUAUACACGUGCACCGGUGUGAGCUCACAACACCGUGCCAGCACCUCUAGUUCCACUGUCUCUGGGGGUCUGUUCACCUCCCUCAUUCCCUACAUGUCCUGUCUUCCGCGGUGAGAAUCCUGACCUCAACAAGGUCAACGUGCCCUUGACCCUUGAGCAGUGCGGCGCCCACCCCCACACAGCUGGAAAUCUGCAUAUAACUUCUGACUGCCCUGAAGCUUGAUUACUAAUAGCUUCUGUUGACUGGAAGCCUUACUGAUAACAUGAAGUUGGUAACACAUGUUGGGUUGGCCAAAAAAUUCAUUUGGAUUUUUCCAUAAAAUCUUAUGGAAAAACUCAAAUGAUCUUCCUGGCCAAUCCAAUAUUUUGUGUUAUAUGUUAUAUAUACCGUAUUCUUCCAUUAUGUAAGCUAGAAAAAAGAAAAUCAGGGAGGGCCGUCUGUGGUGACGCAGUGGUGAAGGAUCCGCCUGCCAACACAGGGGACACGGACUCAAUCCCUGGUCCAGGAAGAUCCCACAUGCCGCAGAGCAGCUGAGCCCGUGCGCCACAACUGCUGAGCCUGCGCGCUCGAGCCCACGCUCCGCAACAAGAGAAACCACCGCAGUGAGAACCCUGCACACUAGAGGAAGCCCGGGCGCAGCAACGAAGACCCAACACAGACAAAAAUAAACAAUAAUUCUUUAAAAAGUUAAAAAAAAAAAAGUCAUAGGGACUUCCCUGGCAGUCCAGUGGUUAGGACUCUGCCCUUCCAAUGCUGGGAGCCCGGGUUCGAUCCCUGACUGAGAAACAGGUCCCACAAUCCGAGUGGUAAGGGAAAAAAAAAAAGGAUACAAGAAGGAAGGAAGGUCGUAAAGAAGAGGACAUGCACGGUGCUAUGCUGUAUUUAUCAGUGCUGUGAGCUUUCGUCAUGUUUCCAAGACGACUCGUCUCUCAGUACCUGCGUCAGUAUUGUCUUAGAUGAUACGAGACGCCAUCGAUGUCCCACACGUUACCAAUACUAGACAUCAGUAAUGAAGAGAGAAUGUGGAAGAGAACUUCACAGGGGUGUGCGGGUGCAGGGCUUGUGUGCUGGGAGUGAAGCAGCUGCAGUACAGAUGCUUUACAGUCACCCAAUGUAACCGCAGGUCACUUCCAGGUAGCCCCGCCUAGACACCAGUGCAUGGGCCGUGAUAACGUUUUUAUUGCAUAUAGCAGGGGACUCCAAACCCUGGGCCGCAGACUGGUACCGGUCCACAGCCCUUAGGAACUGGGCCGCACAGCAGGUGAGCGGCGGGCAGGCCAGCGAAGCUUCAUCUGCCGCCCCGAUCACUCCCUGUCGCUUGCGUUACUGCCUGAACCAUCCCCCCUGACCCCUGUCCGUGGAAACUGUCUUGCACGAAAUGGGUCCCUGGUGCCAAAGAGGUUGGGGACUGCUAGUGUGUAGCAUUGCAGUCUGUUCAUAAUACAGUAUCAGGAACACUUACAUUAAAAAAAAACACCUAUGAUGAUAGACUUACACAGUUUCUCCAGUUAAGACAGACUGCCCUAAUGUAAUUCUUUGAAAGCAAAGUUAUAAAAGGGAAAACCAACGUUAUUAAUUUCAUAGUAUCACUCCCCUUACGCCUGUAUGAGGACAGAUGAUCCACUUCGAUACAAGUCUUGUACAGGAUGUACAAUGGUUAGAUAUUCGCAUUAAGACACAACCCAGAGGUCUGUGAACUGAACGUGAGGACGAUGACUUCCCUGAGCGGAGGUGGGUCAUCGUGAAGGGCUGCAGCCUCAUCGCCCUCCCGCUGGGGAGAUGGGGGAGGGGGGGUCUUGCUGUCUCAGGUGGCAGGGGUGGGGGGUGGGGGGUGGAAGGGGCGGAAAGCACGCUUGGUGAAGGUGAACUUUACAGAAAUACGUCAUCAUUUCUGCCUGCCUUUUUUUUGCUUUCUCCUUUCUCUAAAAGUGUUUCUAUAUGGUACCAAUCCUUCCAGCAUUUUCUUUAGUGCCCGUACCAGGGAAGGACCCGUCUUGUAAGAGGAGGCAGCAGCCCUGAGCGGCCGGAAGCCUCUGCCAGUUGUCUGGUGCCAGCGUGUCCUGGCGCCACGCCUGCGUCGUCUUCCUCAUCGUCUGCCCCUGGCUCCGGAGCUCUCAUCUCCAGCAGGUCCCCUUGUGUGAGUUCCCCUGGUGUGGUGGCUGUUAGCCCUUGGUUUUUCUUAGGCUGCGCCGUGGCUUGUGGGACCUUAGGUCCCUGACCAGGGAGGGAACCCGUGCCCCCUGCAUUGGGCGCGCAGAGUCCUGGCCACUGGGCCACUGGGGACGUCCCAGCCCUUGAAUGUCUUAAAGACCCACAUCUCAGAACUGUUCACCCCUCACUGGCCCACAGUCCGUCAUGAUUUCCUUGAUGGGCUCUGUCGUAAAUCCUGUGAAGCCACGCACAGCCUCAGGACACAUUUCUUUUUUUUUUUUUAACAACAAUGGCAUCAUCAAUGGUGUGACCCUCCCAGACUCUCACGAUGGCCUCUCCAUCAGGGCUUUCUUCCACAGCAUCGACCAUCCUUUCCACAUAGUGUCGUGUGGCACGAGCCCUAAAGGUCCUCGCGGCCCCCCGAUCUAGAGGCUGAAUGAGAGACGCGGUGUCUGGGGGCAGGCAGACCACCGCCGCGCCUUCGCUGUUGAGCUCGUGGGGUUCCGGGCGUUGCCCGGCACCUGAAGAACGGCAGAAGGCCGUCCCUUCCCGACAGGGGCUUCCUGGGUUCAGGGACACGGCAUCGAUGGGGCCAACCCAGGCCCUCUUGAUGUCCCACCAAAGGACUGGCAGCUGCCGCCCAUCCGCUCCCGUCAGGCCUUGGGGUCAGCAGCCUUACGGACGGAGGCAGCCCUGGCCCUAACCCCGACUGCGCCCGUACAGAACCGCAGGGCCAGCCCGUCCCUCCCUGCUGCUCGCUGCUCCUCACUAACAACUGUCCUUUGUGGCACGUCCCCCCCAGAACAGGGCAGUUUCAUCUGCAUUAAGCAUUUGUCCGGCAGAUGUGCUUUCUCUGCAGUGAUCUGAACGGCGUCUGAGAACGCGAAGGCUGCCUCGUGGAGGACAGAUGCUGCCUCUCCUGUUACCUUGACAUUGUUAAAGCCAAACCUCUUUCUAAAAUCAUCAAACCCUCCUUUGCUGGCAUUCAGUUCUCCAGCUUUACCCCGUUCUGCUUUACGUUGUCAUAGGAUGCCUUUGCUUUUUCUCGAAUGACAUCAAUAGCACAGGUACGCCUUUCUCACGGCAAUCCUGCACCCGCAUAAAAGCUGCUUUUCCAAAUCAAAAUAAAAAGGUAUUUCACAGGAAGUGCGAGGUUUUCAUGCCUGCUGGUGUAGCUGCAGUGACAGCGUCACAAAUUUCCUCUUCUCUUACGACGGUCCUGGUGCUGGAUGCGUUCACCUUGAAGGCGAGGCGGCUGCAGCGGCAGACCUCCCUCCGCGAUGCACACCAAGCCAUCCCGCUUUUCUCCUCGUGCUGCCUUCUCUCUGCGUCUCGGCGCGCGAGCAGCAGCACUGCCGGGGCGCUCGCGGGUCCUCUGGGGGUGGUCAAGCUUCACAGUGUUGCACUAAAUACAAUGAAAAGUCCACAAGAACCAGGGGAGACGGCGGUUUACUGGAGAGACCACCUGCUCCGGCGGCCUUGCAGGAGGGUGCGGGGAACACGCGCUCCAGGAGGGGCCGCCGCGUUGCUGCUGUGGGUGCGGGAGUUACUGGUGCAUCCUCACGUCUGCUUCCAGGCCUCUGCACGUCAGGCCAGGCCGUGUGCGCUGUGUCGUGCGUGUGCCUCAGCUUUGAUCGAUUUUGGCUUUAUGUAAUAAAUUUGCGUAUGUUUUAUGGUAGUAAGUGAUAAAAUAGACAAUAUCUA
Hippopotamus amphibius kiboko is the source of this 6991-nucleotide messenger RNA. RefSeq names its product ALG12 alpha-1,6-mannosyltransferase (gene ALG12). Gene Ontology annotation, molecular function: alpha-1,6-mannosyltransferase activity. The transcript is spliced from 11 exons. Gene Ontology annotation, cellular component: endoplasmic reticulum membrane. Gene Ontology annotation, biological process: protein N-linked glycosylation. Lineage: Eukaryota; Metazoa; Chordata; Mammalia; Artiodactyla; Hippopotamidae. The record is from RefSeq and is a predicted model, not a curated record. The coding region runs from base 433 to 1947 and encodes 504 amino acids.